AUGCUGGGAGUAAAUUAUGAGAGUAGUGAUGAAGAAGAGGAGCUCCCAGCGACGGCGACUAAGUUGGCAAAUGUUCCUGUAGCAGCCGCACCCGCGCCUGAGGUCCUUCCUCAACCGGCUCUACGCAAAGCCACUCCACCAUUGUCUGCUCCAGUUAAUGGACCUGCGCAAGAUCCGACUGUGUCGCCGCCUCCAGUAGACAACGAUGCCGCCGACGGUGUUCCUCCGGGCUCGCCAUACACAUCAAGUCGAGCCAUCAUCCAAAACCUUACCUUGCCCACCGUGCCUGAUUUCGACAUACCACCUUCGCCGCCAGGGCCGCCGCCGCAACGGGCGACGAAAAAGUUUGCUCAAUUCCUUGAGUUGAAGACGAAAGGCCAGCACUUCAAUCAACGGCUGGCGAGUUCCUCAGUACUGCGUGACCCAGGCCAUUCGCAAAAACUGAUGGACUUUGCUAGGAUCAGUGAGGAGGAACAAUACGCUUCUACGCUUCCAGAAGGUCUUGCUGUACCUGCAGUGUUCCCUCCUUGGGCCUAUGUCGAGGAGCUGAGGGCCUCGCAGAAGAGGAUUCUCAAGACAAGGGAACAGGAGAAAUCUAAGAUACCGAGGGAAGCCAUUGAUUUCGUCUCUGCCACGAGAUCUGGUAGCGCGAGUCGCACAAGCACCCCGUCUGGAAAGGCAUCUAUUUCGCAAAAUGCAGGCAAGAGGAAGGAACUGGAGCACAGAAGUCGAGAAGGAUCGCCUAAGAGGAGACGGUGA
Molecule: messenger RNA, 759 nt
Organism: Macroventuria anomochaeta
Lineage: Eukaryota; Fungi; Ascomycota; Dothideomycetes; Pleosporales; Didymellaceae
Exons: 2
Coding region: 1-759 (252 amino acids)
Biological process (GO): regulation of DNA-templated transcription
Cellular component (GO): nucleus
Source: RefSeq, a predicted model, not a curated record